Messenger RNA from Columba livia (rock pigeon), 798 nucleotides. It is a transcript of the gene CDK2AP2, whose product is annotated as cyclin dependent kinase 2 associated protein 2. The record is from RefSeq and is a predicted model, not a curated record. Gene Ontology annotation, cellular component: cytoplasm; nucleus; microtubule. The transcript is spliced from 4 exons. NCBI's taxonomy places the organism in Eukaryota, Metazoa, Chordata, Aves, Columbiformes, Columbidae. Gene Ontology annotation, biological process: regulation of microtubule cytoskeleton organization; negative regulation of G1/S transition of mitotic cell cycle. The coding region runs from base 438 to 653 and encodes 71 amino acids.
GGCGGCACCGGCGGGGGGAGGCGGCCGGGUCAGGCCGGGCCGGGCCGUGGCGGGGCCUGCGCAGCGGGACCGGGCCGGAGCCGCCGCGCUCCGCUCUCCCCGGGUCUUGGGUCGGGUCUGUAGGGUGGAGCUGAGCUGAGGAGAGGCGGGCAGCGGCGCUACAACCGGCGGGGCGAGCGCGGGGGCCGCCCACCGACCCCCGCCGGGCUCCCGGGACCCGGCAGCGGCGGGCGGCCGUCGGGGAUGUCCUACAAGCCCAUCGCUCCCGCCCCCGCUACCCCCGGAGCAGCCAGCGCCAGCCCCGCCCCGCCGGGGCCGGGGGCACCACCCGCCGGUGAGCGCAACCCCUCGCCACGAGCGUCCCGUCGCCCUCCGGUUCGGUCCCCGGCGCCGCCGCCGCGUUCCGGCCCCUCUUCAAUGACUUCGGGCCGCCGUCCAUGGGCUACGUGCAGGCGAUGAAGCCCCCCGGGGCUCAGGGCUCGCAGAGCACCUACACCGACCUGCUCUCCGUCAUCGAGGAGAUGGGCAAGGAGAUCCGGCCCACCUAUGCCGGCAGCAAGAGUGCCAUGGAGCGGCUGAAGCGGGGCAUCAUCCACGCCCGGGCGCUGGUCAGGGAGUGCCUGGCAGAGACAGAGCGGAACGCCCGCACGUAACGGCUGCUGUCACCCGGGAUCCCCCCCGGGGACCCCCGGUGUCCCUGCCCCGCUGGCGGCGGGGGGGGCUCUGUGCUGCCCGCACCCCCCCGGCUCUCUGCUCUUUAUAAAUGCGUGUUUUUAUAAAUAAAGGACAUGGUUGGGA